Messenger RNA from Diabrotica balteata, 5948 nucleotides. Lineage: Eukaryota; Metazoa; Arthropoda; Insecta; Coleoptera; Chrysomelidae. The record is from the annotation of a GenBank genome assembly.
GUACUUUUGCCAAAAACCAUAGACGCUUUAGGUAAGGUUAAAAUGCCCAUUCUCCGACGCGACCCGGGAAGAGUUCCUAAAUAGAAAAAAAAAUGAAAAUAUGGUAGUUCAGUUAGUUUGUUUCAGUAUAGAAUUAUUAAAACCGUUUACAUCCGUAGUGUCGAAAUAUUGCAAAAUUUUUCAUUUUCAGAAGAGCAUGUUCUCUAAAAUGUCCUCAAUAUCCAAUGGUAGUGGUAGCAGUGGUGACAAUGAAAAGGAUAAAGAAGAUACUGAAGCACCUCCACCAGCUUCUGUGCCGAAACCAGUAAAAAAGAAGGAAAUAAUUGAGAAGACCUACCAGAAGAAAACACAAUUAGAACAUAUCCUCCUACGUCCUGACACAUACAUUGGAUCUGUUGAAAAGGUUUCAGAGCUAAUGUGGAUUUAUGAUUCAGAAAGUAAAAUGAUUAUUCAGAAGCAGAUUGAAUAUGUACCAGGUUUAUAUAAAAUAUUUGAUGAAAUAUUAGUAAAUGCUGCUGACAACAAGCAACGUGACAAGAACAUGGACUGUAUUAAAAUUGAAAUCAAAGCUGAAGAAAAUACAAUUUCGGUUUGGAAUAAUGGGAAGGGUAUUCCUGUAGUAAUGCACAAAGAGGAAAAAAUGUUUGUUCCGACUAUGAUCUUUGGUCAUCUGUUAACUUCUUCAAAUUACAAUGACGAGGAAGAAAAAGUUACAGGUGGUAGAAAUGGUUAUGGUGCUAAACUUUGUAACAUAUUCAGUAACAAGUUUAUAGUUGAAACAUCUUCCAAGGAAUACAAAAAGCAAUUCAAGCAAACCUGGGCUAGCAAUAUGACCAAAGCCUCAGAGCCCAAGGUUAAAGAUGCCUAUGGUGAAGACUACACUAAAAUCACUUUUAGUCCAGACUUAUCUAAAUUUAAAAUGGAAAAAUUAGAUGAUGAUAUUGUUGGUUUAUUAUCAAAGAGAGCCUUUGAUGUGGCUGCCUCUACCAGAGGCGUUAAAGUGUUCCUAAACAACACCCGACUUCCAGUAAAGAAUUUCAAAGAUUACAUUGAUUUGUACAUCAAGGGUAAGGAAGAUGAUACAGGUAACUCACUGAAAGUAGUUCAUGAAGUAGCCAAUGAUAGAUGGGAAAUAGCUGUAACUCUGUCUGAUAGAGGAUUUCAACAAGUAUCAUUCGUUAACAGUAUUGCAACAACAAAAGGGGGUAGACAUGUUGAUUAUGUCACCGACAUGAUCGUUAAAACAACUCAUAGAAGUGUUAAAGAAGAAAAAUAAGGGCGGUGUAAAUAUUAAAGCAGCUCAAGUAAAGUAUCACAUGUGGGUGUUCAUUAACUGUUUGAUUGUGAAUCCAACCUUUGAUUCUCAAACAAAGGAAAAUAUGACCUUACAAAUGAAGAGUUUUGGAUCAAAAUGUACUUUGUCUGAAAAGUUUAUUACUCAGGUAACGAAGAGUGGUAUUGUUGAACAUGUGCUGUCUUGGGCUAAGUUCAAAGCACAGAAUGAAUUGGCGGCAAAGACGAGUGGGAAGAAGCAAAGUAAAUUAAAAGGUAUUGCGAAGUUGGAAGAUGCCAACGAAGCAGGCACUAAAAAUGCUUUAAAAUGUACUCUGAUAUUGACUGAGGGAGAUUCAGCUAAGAGUACAGUAGUAUCAGGUUUGGGUGUUGUCGGUAGAGAUUACUAUGGUAUAUUUCCUCUUAGGGGUAAAUUAUUGAACACCAGAGAAGCUACGCACAAGCAAAUUUUAGAGAAUCAAGAAAUUAACAAUAUUAUUAAAAUCUUAGGUUUACAGUAUAAGAAAAAGUAUAAUACUCCGGAAGAUAUGAAAACUUUAAGGUAUGGUAAAGUUAUGAUAAUGACAGAUCAGGAUCAAGAUGGAUCACACAUAAAAGGUUUACUGAUCAACUUCAUACACCACAAUUGGCCGGAACUUCUAAAGCAAAAUUUCUUAGAACAGUUCAUCACACCCAUUGUCAAGGCUCGUAAAAAGAACGAAGUUUUAUCAUUCUAUUCUCUACCAGAAUUCGAAGAAUGGAGGUCAAAUACACCAAACUCUCAUACAUACUCUGUCAAAUACUACAAAGGGUUGGGUACUUCUGAUGCCAAGGAAGGCCGAGAAUACUUCAGUAACAUGGAUAGACAUAGGAUCAAAUUUCGAUACAGUGGUCAACAAGAUGACGAUCACAUUCUUUUAGCCUUCAGCAAAAAACAGACCGAUAAUCGUAAAGAAUGGUUGACUAAUUUUAUGGUUGAAAGUAGAAGAAGAAAGGAGAUCGGACUGUCCGAAAAAUAUCUUUAUGCUAAAGAUACGAAAUUUGUAACAUUCACAGACUUUAUCAAUAUGGAAUUGGUACUGUUUUCAAAUGGAGAUAAUAUUAGAUCUAUACCGAGCGUAGUGGAUGGAUUAAAGCCUGGACAGAGAAAGAUCCUAUAUGUUGCUUUUAAACGUAAUGAUAAACGUGAAGUCAAAGUAAGUCAAAUGGUCGGAUCAGUCAUGGAAAAGGCUGCUUAUCAUCAUGGUGAUACUUCUCUGGCGAUGACAAUCGUUAACCUGGCUCAAAAUUUCGUUGGCAGCAAUAACAUAAAUCUGUUGGAACCAAGGGGUCAAUUCGGUACUAGACUCUCCGGUGGUAAAGAUUCUGCUAGUCCAAGGUACAUUUUUACUAAGUUGUCACCUUUAUCGAGGUUGCUUUUUCAUGUUCACGAUGAUCCUUUACUCAAACAUGAAUAUGAUGAUAAUAUGAAAAUUGAACCAGUGUGGUAUAUUCCGAUUAUACCAAUGGUAUUGGUUAACGGAGCUGAUGGUAUUGGUACUGGUUGGAUGACGAAAAUUCCAAACUUCAACCCGAGAGAUAUUGUCAAAAAUCUAAGGAGGAUGUUAGAUGGCGAAGAACCUAAAGAAUUGAUACCUUGGUAUAAGAAUUUUCAGGGCACCAUCCAAUAUUGUGGUGACCAGCGAUAUGUCAGCAAUGGUGAAAUCUCUAUUCUGGAGGAUGACAGAGUUGAAAUAACUGAGUUGCCAAUAGGUACUUGGACUCAAAAUUAUAAAGAAAAUGUGUUGGAACCUAUGUUACAUGGAUCUGAUAAGGUUAAAUCUGUAUUAACAGAUUAUAGAGACAACUGUUCAGACGUGACGGUAAAGUACACCAUAACUCUCCAAAAUGGCCAAUUAGAGGCUAUGGAGAAGGAAGGCCUACAUAAAAGCUUUAAGCUACAAAAUCUCAUUACCACUACUUCCAUGUGCGCUUUUGAUGAAUAUGGAUGUCUGAGAAGGUAUGAUUCAGUGAUGACUAUUCUUCAAGAAUUCUACGAUCUUCGUAUCAAGAUGUAUGCAAAAAGAAAAGACUUCCUGCUAGGUGUUCUCGAUGCUGAAGCUGCAAAACUAUCAGCUCAGGCAAGGUUUAUAUUGGAGAAAUGUAACGGUGAAUUAGUUGUAGAAAACAAAAAGAGAAAAACUAUAGUAGAAGAGCUAGUUAAAAGAGGUUAUCCCCCAGACCCCGUUCUGGAAUGGAAAGCGAAGAACCUAACUGAGGACGACGAAGAGAACGCCGAUGCAGAACAAGAGUCACAAGAAACCGAAGAUACUGAAGAAAGUGAGAACGCUAAAAAGAAGGCGGACACUGUAAAGAGUCAUCCUGACGUAAAAAAAUUCGAUUAUUUGUUAGGUAUGUCUAUGUGGAUGUUGACCGAGGAAAGGAAAAACGAAUUGCUGAAUCAAAAAGAAAAUAAACUAACGGAACUGAAUGAUCUAAAGAAAAAGACACCAUCGGAUUUAUGGCGCGAUGAUUUGGAUGUCUUUAUAGAAAAUUUGGACAAGUUGGAGAAGAAAGAAAAAGAUGAACAGUUGAAAGAGCAGUUGAAUCAGGCUAAACAGAAAAAAGAAACGGGUAAGAAAAGGCCAAAAUUCUUCGAUACGGCGCCUAGCGCAAUGGCCCAGAGGGUGGAGCCCGUUAUCUCUGAGGAUAUGAAGAAGAAAAUUCAAAAUGCCGUUAAAACCAAAGCUAACAGAAUGAACAAAGGAAUUAAGAGAGAAAAUAUCGCCGAAGAGGAAGAAGAUGAAUUUGAUUCAAUGGUUAAGAGUAAGAAAACACUGAAAGAUAAAUUAGGCACACCCGAAGAACUAGAAAAGAAGCAGAAAAAGAAAACCGCUGGAGAUGGACUGAAACAAUCCAAAUUAAACUUCCCUUCCGUAAAUGGUUCUCCUAAAAAGAAAGGGCGAAAGAAGAAAGAGUCCCAAUCAGAAGACGAGUUGGCUGCGUCUGGUUCAGGAUCAGAUGUAGAAUUUGUAUCAAAGGCGAGUAAUCCAGUUAAAGAAAGAGUUCUUAAUAGAAGAGCUGCUACUAAAGUAAACUACACCUUGUCCGAUAAUGACGACGAUGAGAAGUUUUCUGACAAAGAAGACGAGUUGUUUGAUAAUGAGGCUGUUAAGGAAGCGAGUUAUUAUAAGGAGGUGUUACAUGAAAGUUCCGAUGAAGAAUCCAAACCCCAACCCAGGCAUGAAACAUCGGAGGAUAUGUUUGAUAGCUUGAUCGGAAGAAAGAAAGAUGAUGACGAAGAACAAGAGAGCAAACCCAUUGAAACAAAUAAAAGGAAAAAAGCUGACGAUUCAGAGUCCGAUCUCGAUGUAAAGAAAAGAAAACCCAAAUAUAAUGAUUCGAGUGAUGACGAGGCGUUCGAACCCGUUAAAGAAAAAGCAAAACCUAAACCAAAAGCAAAGCCUAAAGAGCCUAAAGAAGAUAAACCCAAGAAACCUAGACAAAAAAAGAAAGCUAAAACUAAAAUUGAUUCAGACAAUAGCGACAUAGAAAUAAUUCCAACAAAAAAACCUCAGGCUAAAAAGACUUUGGAAUCAGAUGAUGAUAUACUAAUAGAUGAUGACACGCCUCCCAAAAAGACUACUAAAGGUAAAAAGAAGAACGUUGAUGAUGACGAUUUUGUUAUUGGUGGUGAAGUAAUGGAUGUUGAUAGCCUGAGUCAAGAAUCUAAAAAGCCCGUUAGAGCUGGACGAAACGUGGCUAAAACUAAGUACAUGUUUGAUGAUUCAGAUGACGAUUCGUUUUGAUUUUCAAAUAUCGUAAAGAGGUCCAUAUGAUUUGUACAUAGUAGACUUGUGAAUGUGUUUGGGAACCUCCUGAGUCCCCUGGCUACUAACGUGAAUUCCUUCGAGGCCGUUAGCCAGAUUAGGUUUACUUUUGCAUUUAUUUAAGUUUUAAGUUUAUUUUAAUUCAUGAUUUGUAUUUAUUACUGAUAAAGAUACAAUUCGUAAGUUAUAUUUACCAACAAAUCUCGAUUGGAGAAGUGGAGUGGAUUCUCUUUAAGUAUGCAUAGUGACGAAUAUUUGUGAUUUGAGAUGACGUGAUUAUUUUUUAUGAAACUUUAUAAUCAAAUGUGUUGACAUUUUAUAUGUCGGCAAAUAAGGUCAAUUGUAUGAAUAUUCUUAUAUUUCCAAAAAAUUUCAACAAAUACGUAUCAGAUAUGCCCAAAGCUCACCAACCAAAAAUCAAAAUAACGCGAAUGACUUUUCUGCACACAAUAUAUUGUGGCAGAUAUGUCAUGUUUAUAAGUUUCUACUUAACAAGUACGAUUUGAAGUAAUGUAAAAAGUUUCGUAUAAAAUAUCAGAAAGAAAUUCCUAAAAUUAAACAAGAAUUGUAGGCUUUGUGAUUUUACAGGAUUUAGUAUGAUAUUGAAAUGUGAUAUUUUUAUUUUUGUAUCAGUAAAAAGUUUUAUUCGGUUUAAACAUUUAGCUAAAGAUUUUAGUAAGUUCUUGUUUGAUUUAUUUACAUGUUUUAAACGCUGAAUAAAUAUAUUUUUUAAAAUUGUUAAUCGCACAAUUUUAGACUGCAAUGAAAUGCGGAACAGUUUUCAAGACCUAUAUACUUUUGUCUAACUUAACGACCACUCCACCUCCCUAGUGUUUUAUUUUAUAAAUAAAAACUUGUUUUUACUUU